Molecule: messenger RNA, 752 nt
Organism: Myotis lucifugus (little brown bat)
Lineage: Eukaryota; Metazoa; Chordata; Mammalia; Chiroptera; Vespertilionidae
Gene: RAB8
Product: ribonuclease 4
Molecular function (GO): nucleic acid binding; RNA nuclease activity
Source: RefSeq, a predicted model, not a curated record
AUGAUAGAAGAUCAUGUUUGCAAACUUUUAACUCUUGGGGAAGCAGUGAAGACAAAAGUUGUGAGCAGAGAAGUGGGGAGGAAAGAGUAGACUGUAGAGUUGAGGAAAUAUCAGCUUGCCAUUCUCAAAUCCUCUCUCUGAUGCCCAUUCUUAUCUUCCUUUCUCCUACCUCUUGGUUUCUCUCCAGGCACCUCCAAGGCAGUGAUGGCUCUCCUGAAGACCCUUUCAUCGCUUCUGCUCUUGCUGCUGACCCUGCUGGGGCUGGGGCUGGUGCAGCCCUCCUAUGGCCAGCCCAUGUACAAACGAUUCCUGCGGCAACAUGUGGAUCCUACAGUGACAGGUGGCGACGUUAAAUACUGUAACUUGAUGAUGCAAAGACGGAGGAUGACUCAGUUUCGUUGCAAGCAAUUCAACACCUUCAUCCAUGAAGACAUCUGGAACAUUCGUAGCAUCUGCAGCACCACCAACAUCCAGUGCAAGAAUGGCAAGAUGAACUGCCAUGAGGGUGUAGUGAGUGUUACAGACUGCAGAGAUACAGGAAGUUCCCCAGCCCCCAACUGCAGAUAUGGGGCCAGGGCCAGCACUAGGCGUGUUGUCAUUGCCUGUGAGGGUAACCCCCCAGUGCCUGUGCACUUUGACAGCUAGAUGCUACCCUGUAGGGGUUAUGGCCCGUGGUUGGCCUUUAACUUACUCCUUGAAUAGCAAUGAGUAAUGGCAUUUGAGCUGUCUCAGGGUCUGUCUUCUCUGGUAUG